Messenger RNA from Racocetra fulgida, 224 nucleotides. Lineage: Eukaryota; Fungi; Glomeromycota; Glomeromycetes; Diversisporales; Gigasporaceae. The record is from the annotation of a GenBank genome assembly.
AUCCUCGCGUUAAGUGCUCAGUUUUUGCAAUUGGAGAUAAAACUAAUAAUGCUAUAUUUUUAUUGCGUAGUAAAAUGUGUCAUUAUUCAACUACUGCUACAUUGGUUUUACCGAAUUUAAUAGAACUAUCUCCAGAAAGUUCAUCAUUAAAUCAGAGUAAUGCUCAUUCUUAUUUAAGAAAUCUUGCAAAUCAAUUUCGCUCAACUACAACUGUACAACCUAAU